This is a messenger RNA of Acanthocheilonema viteae, 3384 nucleotides long. The record is from the annotation of a GenBank genome assembly. NCBI's taxonomy places the organism in Eukaryota, Metazoa, Nematoda, Chromadorea, Rhabditida, Onchocercidae.
AUGUCCGCUCAUGCAUUACUAAAUAAUAUUAUCUGUCGUCGUUUUUCCCUACUAAUGAAUGAGACGCGUUCGUUGAUCGCUGUUUGUCAGUUAACGUCGACGAAUGAUUUGGAAGCUAAUUUCGAAGUUGCAAAAUGGAUGAUGAAGCGUGCUAAAGAGCGCAAUGCGAAGAUGGUUUUCUUCCCGGAGUGUUUUGAUUAUGUUGGAGAAAGCCGUGAAGAGAAUGAAAUGCUGGCUUUGACUGAGAGUGGCGAUUAUAUUGGUCGAUAUCGAAAUUGUGCUAGAGACUAUGGACUUUGGCUCAGUUUGGGUGGAUUUCACGAAAAGGAUCUCUCUGGAUUACGGAAACCUUUCAAUACCCACCUUAUUAUAGAUGACAGAGGAGAAACUCGUGGUAUUUACAAAAAACUUCAUCUGUUCGAUUUAGAUAUUCCUGGAAAAGUGCGAUUAAUAGAAAGCGAAUUUUCAAGCCGUGGAAAUGAAAUUUUGAAGCCAGUUUGUACACCUGUGGGGAAUGUUGCUAUGUCUAUUUGUUACGAUUUGCGGUUUGCUGAAUUGGCAUUGUGGUAUCGCAUGAAUGGAGCUCAUAUUCUAACAUACCCGGCGGCUUUCACUGUUAAUACUGGCCUUGCACACUGGGAAACCUUAUUAAGAGCUAGAGCAAUCGAAACACAAUGUUACGUUGUCGCUGCUGCUCAGACUGGUAAACAUAACGACAAAAGGUCGUCAUAUGGUCAUGCAAUGGUUGUUGACCCUUGGGGAACAGUUGUUGCUCAGUGUUCGGAUACUAUAGAUAUGUGUUUUGCUGAAAUAACAUUAAAUUAUCUCAAUGAAAUACGAAAGCUGCAACCUGUUUUUAAUCAUCGGCGUUCCGACUUAUAUUCAUUGAUAGUGGUGCAGAGGAACAAAAUCGGGAAGGAAAUGUACACAUUCGGUAAUCACAAUAUUCCGCCCGAGCACGUUUUUUAUCGCAGUACUUACACAUUCUGCUUUGUGAAUCGAAGACCUGUACUUCCUGGACAUGUGCUAUUAUGUCCGAUCAGAAAUGUGAAACGGCUCACUAAAUUAAGUCAUGCCGAAACUUCCGAUUUAUUCAUAACUGCAAAGAGAAUACAGGCAAUGCUGGAAAACUACUAUAAAGUAACGUCUUCGACUGUUUGUGUUCAAGAUGGCCUUGAAGCAGGACAGACUGUUUCACACGUACACGUACACAUACUUCCGCGCAAGAAAGAUGAUUUUGGCGGUAAUCCGGAUAAUAUUUAUCGCGAAUUAGCUGAGCAUGAUAAGACCGAAGAAAAGAAAUUCCGGGACAAGGAAGAAAUGCAGAAUGAAGCCAAUCUAGUAGCAGAAGUUCGAAUUCUUCCAUUUAUACAGCAUGCGAUGAAGCGAAUAUAUAACGUGCAAGGACUUCGUCGCUUAUUGGCAGUGGCAGCGUUUAAAAUAGUCUGGAAACACAGCGAAAUAGACAUUCCAAAGGCUUUAAGCAAUCCGGUAAUCGUAAAAGGGAUGGCAUUAUGGCGUUGCUUCAAGAGAUGUAACAGACGGAUACUGCAGGCAGUUGUCUUGGCUUUUUGUUUUAUUGGAUUUUACACAAUUUUUUCUGCACUAAAACUGCCAACGGUGCAUCAAAAGAAGCAUAGCAGCAUAAUGGCUGGUGUUUUCAUUGGAAACGUUGCUCAGCAGAUACAAAUUUUGGAUAGUGGCACAGAUCCAUUUGCUUCAUAUAAAAGUUUCGGUAAAAAGGACUGGCAUGAUUAUGAAUCAAUGGAACGUGAUGCAAUAAGACAAGGUCCUGGCGAGGGUGGUCUACCGGUAGUAGUAGCAUCUGACGAGCCGAAAAAGUUACGGAAUGAUCUUUAUCGUGCAAAUGGUUAUGAUGCUUAUGUUAGCGACUUGAUUGCUUUGGAUCGUUCGGUUAAAGAUAUACGGCAUCCUGGGUGCAAGAGUAUGGUUUAUCUUGAAAAACUGCCCACUGUGGGAGUGGUAUUUCCCUUCUAUGAUGAGCACAAUUCCACAUUGCUAAGAAGUGUAUAUUCUGUUAUAAAUCGUUCUCCAAAAGAUAUAAUGAAGGAAGUUAUUCUUGUCGAUGAUGGAAGCACAAAACCGUCACUGAAAGAACCACUUGAAGAGUUUCUGAAAAAGGCCGGUCUUAAUCACGUCGUGAAAGUUAUUCGUACGCAAAAAAGAGAAGGAUUGAUUCGAGCGCGUCAAGUAGGUGCGCGGCAUGUAACUGCCGAUGUGAUUGUGUUUUUGGAUGCACAUUCAGAAACAAAUUAUAACUGGUUGCCACCACUCAUCGAACCAAUUGCACUUAAUUAUAAGACAGUAGUUUGUCCUUUUAUCGAUGUUAUUGAUUGCAAUACUUACGAAUACCGUGCACAGGAUGAGGGGAGCAGAGGUUCUUUUGAUUGGGAAUUCAAUUAUAAGCGCUUGCCUUUAACAGAAGAUAAUAGGAAGAAUCCAACGCGUCCCUUUCACAGUCCAGUUAUGGCUGGUGGAUAUUUUGCAAUCAGUAAGAAAUGGUUUUGGGAGUUGGGAGGUUAUGAUGAGGGGCUUGACAUAUGGGGCGGUGAACAGUAUGAAUUAUCUUUCAAGGUAUGGCAAUGUCAUGGUACAAUGGUUGAUGCUCCUUGUUCACGAAUUGGACACAUUUAUCGUUGUAAAUAUGUUCCUUUUCCAAAUCCAGGUGUCGGAGAUUUCAUUUCCAGAAAUUAUAGAAGAGUUGCUGAAGUAUGGAUGGAUGAAUAUGCAAAGUUUUUGUAUAAGCGCAGACCACCCUUGCUCACUAUUGAUUUUGGUAUGAUGUUGAAUACAUAUCAACCUGAAAGUGACCUCAGCAAACAGAAAGCAGUUAGAAAAAGACUUAAAUGUAAAUCGUUUGACUGGUUCAUGAAAGAGAUUGCUUUUGAUCAGGAAAAGUAUUAUCCUGCAGUGGAGCCCGAGGAUAGUGCUAAAGGUGAACUGCGCAAUAUUGCAGCGAAUAAAUGCGUGGAUACGCAAUUUAAAGAUGCCCAAAAAAAGUUUGGUUUACGGAAAUGUAUCAGUGAUGAUCCGGUCAAUAAUGGGGAACAAAACUUUCGACUUACAUUUUGGCGAGACGUACGGCUCGAUAAGCGAUCAAUGUGUUUCGAUGUUCCAGUUUCUGUGAACCAAGCGCCUAUUGUUUUAUUUUCUUGCCAUGGCAUGCAAGGUAAUCAGCACUUUAAAUAUCUGCCUGACAAACAACAGAUGUAUCAUCCAAUUAGUGGUUUGUGCAUGGAUUGUGACGUGGAUCGAGGAGAUAUUUUCAUGAAUCCUUGUGACUCGGAACGACGGAGUCAAAAGUGGGCAUGGACGAAAAUUAAUCUGAAACUGAUUGAGGAGCGCAAUGAAAAAAAAACAUAG